UUCAAAAUUCCAAAUCCAGCAUUUUCCAGUCAAUUCUUUACAUUUGGAUCUUCAGUCAAGUGUCAUUUUAACACUUUUUUCGGAAGUGUACAGCAGUGGCUUGGAAGUAAAACAGACGUCUGUUCGGCAGAUUGCCAAGAAGUAUCCACCACAAGUGCCAAUCUUUUGUUAUCCUGUGCCCAUCCUACUGAGGAAAGCGUAUACAGAAAAAUGGAUUCACAAAAUAUUCGAGAGAACAGUGGUCGUCCAUUUCUAGUUAAUGAUACUGAUGGUUAUCAUGACGUUAUUUUGAAUGAGAAAACUAUAAUCCGAGUUUUAAAACGCUACACGGACUUUUAUCUAAUUGGCUCAGGAGCACAAGGAGUUGUCAUGUCGGCUCUCGAUGUGGUUACCAAUGAACGUGUGGCGAUAAAAAAGCUGACCCGGCCUUUUUCUAAUCCAACGCAUGCAAAACGAGGUUAUUUAGGAUGUAUUAUUAAAUCAAUUAAUUCUUAGCUUACCGCGAAUUUGAA
Messenger RNA from Meloidogyne enterolobii, 512 nucleotides. NCBI's taxonomy places the organism in Eukaryota, Metazoa, Nematoda, Chromadorea, Rhabditida, Meloidogynidae. The record is from the annotation of a GenBank genome assembly.